Molecule: messenger RNA, 1832 nt
Organism: Saprolegnia diclina VS20
Lineage: Eukaryota; Oomycota; Saprolegniomycetes; Saprolegniales; Saprolegniaceae
Exons: 11
Coding region: 25-1770 (581 amino acids)
Biological process (GO): intraciliary transport involved in cilium assembly; intraciliary anterograde transport
Cellular component (GO): ciliary base; intraciliary transport particle B; ciliary basal body
Molecular function (GO): intraciliary transport particle B binding; protein binding
Source: RefSeq, a predicted model, not a curated record
CAAAUCUUUGACGCGACCCUUUGGAUGCUGCCAGCGCGUCGCGGGUCCAAGGCGGCGCCGCACAAGCAGACCGAUGCGAAGAGCAGCCUCGAUGCCAAGAAGGCGGCGAAGCGGAAGAAGUGGGAGCUACAGACGUACGUGGCCGCGCGCGACUUUACCGGCGCGUUGACGCUCCUCGCCUUUGAAGCCAAGCACGGCAAGAGUAGUAGCCGUCGCACGAACGCGCUCUGGAGCGCGUACUGUCACUUUUACCUCGGCGAGUACGAGCUGGCGUUGCAGCAACUCGACAGUGCGCUCGCCAUGGACGAAGAAGAGACCGAUGCUGAUCACGGCGCCGACGUGCGCGACUACAUUCACUUGCAGCGCGCCUGCUGCUAUCUCUACCUCCAUGAGCUGCCCACGGUGCACGACGUGCUCACGCAGUCGCUGCCGCCGACGCUGCGCCACGAGACCCUCCAAGCGGCACGGUACCGCCUCGAGCUCGUCCUGGCGCAGCGCGAGGACAAGUCGAUGACGGUCGCGUCGCGCCUCGGACAACUCUUGACGGCGAACGUGCGCGACCAGCUCGCUGCCGCGGCCAUUCUCUUCCGCCAGCGCAAUUUUCAAGGCGCCAUGGACAUUUACAAGCGCCUGGCAUCGCGGGAUGAAGGGUACGCGGCGGUCCAGGUCUACCUCGCCAUGUGCUAUUACAACCUCGAGUUCUAUGACGUGUCGCUCGAGAUGCUCAACAACUACCUCUCGCUCGACCCGCACAGCGUUGUGGCGCAGAACCUCCGCGCGUGCAACGUGUACCAUCUCACGGACGGGUUCGUCGCCGAGCAGAGCGUUGCGCUCUCGGCCCACGUGCACAAGACCCACGUGCUUCUCGAGCACAACAUUAUGGCCUUCCGCGACACCGAGUACCGCUUGGCGGUGUGGACGUCGCUCUUUGGUAUCGUUCCGGAAGCGCUCUUGAAUGCCGCCAUCUUCCACCUCAAGCAACGUCAGAUGCGACUGGCGUACCACCUGCUCGAGAGUCUCGAGCCGUCGACGCCGAUCGAGUAUGCGCUCAAAGGGGUCGUGCACAGCUGGAAAGGCCAGAGCGACGGCCAAGGCGGCACCGACGAGCAUUUGUUUCUGGCCGAAAAGUUCUUCGAGACGGUCGGCGCGUCACCGUCCGAAUGCGAUACGAUCCGAGGCCGGCAAUGCAUGGCGUCGUUCUACAUGCUACGCAAGGAGUUUGAGACGGCCGUGACGUACCUCAAGUCGAUAUCCAUGUACCACGUCAAGAACGACGCGUUCAACUGGAACUAUGGCAUGGCACUCGCCGCCAUGGGCUGCUACUCGGAAGCCGAGUCGGUGCUCACGCAGAUCCAGGACCCGGCGUGGAAGCACCGGUACCUCUACUGCGCCUGGCUCGCCCGCUGCCACAUUCGGUCGAUCCAGCAGUCGCACUUGGCGUGGGAGAUAUAUCUCAACAUGCAAGACUCGAACGACGCGCUCGAGCUCCUCAAGCUCAUUGCCCACGAGUUCUACCUCAUGGCCGACUAUUUCUUCGCCGCCAAAGCCUUUGACGUCCUCGAACGCGUGGACCCGGACCCCGAGUACUGGGAGGCCAAGCGCGGGGCGUGCGUAGGGUAUUUCAACAAGUCGGUCACGGGCAAGUGCGACCCGGUCAAGCUCCAGCAAGUGCUCACGAUGCUCGAGAGCUCCAAGCACCACCAAGGCAAAGGCAUUGCACGUACGUUGCGCCAUUGGUGCGAGGCCAAGACGCUCUUACCGCGGUCGUGAUAUAUAUGUAUAAAUUGAUUGCUACAUUCACAAAAUUAAACUAGAUAUACGUAUUAACUUGC